Molecule: messenger RNA, 1198 nt
Organism: Solanum verrucosum
Lineage: Eukaryota; Viridiplantae; Streptophyta; Magnoliopsida; Solanales; Solanaceae
Product: probable fructokinase-7
Exons: 7
Coding region: 15-1172 (385 amino acids)
Biological process (GO): fructose metabolic process
Cellular component (GO): cytosol
Molecular function (GO): fructokinase activity
Source: RefSeq, a predicted model, not a curated record
AUGUAAAAAUAAAAAUGGAUCGGUCAAGCAAAAAAGGGUCGAAAAUGGCCUGUUGUUUCCCUGUUAUCCUUGACCGAUCCAUGAGAAGCAGCUUCAAGCUAUCUAAGAGCUCUUCUUCUAAUAAACUCAAUAAAAGCAAGAGCUCUAUAUGUUCACCAACAUCUCUAUCGAUGAAGAAAAAGUCAGUCCAGGAAAAUGAUCACCUGGUUGUAUGUUUUGGGGAGCUGUUGAUAGACUUUGUGCCUACAGCAUCUGGAGUUUCACUUGCAGAAGCACCUGGUUUUAAAAAGGCUCCUGGCGGGGCACCAGCUAAUGUUGCAGUUGGUAUUGCAAGAUUAGGAGGUUCUUCCGCCUUUAUUGGCAAGGUGGGUGCAGAUGAAUUUGGUUACAUGUUAGCUGAUAUAUUAAAACAGAACAAUGUUGACAAUUCUGGUAUGCGUUUUGAUACUCAUGCUAGAACAGCAUUGGCGUUUGUUACAUUGAAAGCAGACGGUGAGAGAGAAUUCAUGUUUUUCCGCAAUCCAAGUGCUGAUAUGCUUCUAACUGAGGCAGAACUCGAUAAAAAUCUCAUUCAAAAGGCAAGAAUCUUUCACUAUGGUUCAAUCUCUUUGAUUGCUGAACCAUGUAGGUCAGCUCAUCUUGCUGCCAUGGAGACUGCUAAAAAUGCAGGCUGCAUUCUUUCUUAUGACCCAAAUCUAAGGUUGCCCUUAUGGCCAUCCGCCGAGGCUGCUCGUGAAGGAAUUUUAAGCAUUUGGGACCAAGCUGACAUUAUUAAGGUAAGUGAAGAUGAAAUCACAUUUUUAACAAAUGGUGAAGAUGCUUAUGAUGACAAUGUGGUCAUGACUAAGCUUUUCCACUCCAACCUUAAACUUUUGCUCGUAACUGAAGGCGGAGAUGGUUGCAGAUACUAUACUAAGAAUUUUCAUGGAAGAGUGAAUGGCGUUAAAGUUACAGCAGUUGACACCACAGGAGCAGGUGAUGCAUUUGUUGGUGGACUUCUCAACAGUAUGGCCUCAGAUCCAGAUAUUUACAUGGAUGAGAAGAUAUUGAGGGAUGCACUCCUAUUUGCAAAUGGAUGUGGAGCAAUAACUGUAACAGAAAAAGGAGCAAUUCCUGCAUUGCCUACAAAAGAAGCAGUACUUAAAAUCUUGGAUGGUGCCACUGCUAAUUGAUCAAAUGAUACAUGCACCCCCACUCC